AUUAUACCCAUUUUGUUAAAACCCUUUUAUUUUAACAAAACCAUUCUAAAAAACAAAAUCUUAUCAUUCAACAAAUUAAACUUGCAGCCGACACCGAACUCACGUUAAUUCGCCAGGUUAACUCAUGAAUGCCAGUCAUUUGAUCAUAUAGUAGCCCCAUGCUAAUUUGGCACGGAGGUUGCUGACUUCAGGAAAUGUUUGAAGGUUUAGUAAGGCAGCUGAUAUUAGGUUAUCUUGGCCAAUAUAUUAAAGAUAUACACAGAGAACAACUUAAGAUCACACUUUGGAAUGAGGAAGUGUUCUUAGAAAAUGUGGAGUUAAUUCUAGAAGCUUUUGAUUAUCUAGAACUUCCAUUUGCUCUAAAGCAAGGUCGGGUUGGGAGGCUAAGCAUUAGAAUUCCUUGGAAAAAGCUUGGGUGGGACCCUAUUAUAAUAAUUUUGGAGGAUAUAUUAGUUUGUGCCUCUCAACGUGAGGAUGAAGAGUGGAGUGUUGAUGAUGUUGAAAGACGAGAAUUUGCUGGAAAAAAGGCCAAACUUGCUACAGCAGAAUUGGCAAAGUUAUCGCAACGUGUGUGUGAUAAUGAUAAUCAAACUGGGAAAUCAUUUAUUUCAUACAUUACUGCGAAGAUUAUUGAUGGCAUUCAAGUCACCAUCAGGAAUGUACAUGUCGUAUAUAGAGAUAUUUCCAGUGACAAGGCACAAACUGUAUUUGGUUUGAAGUUGGCUAGUUUGACUGCACUGAAACAAAAUCUUGUUGGGGUAUUAAGUGGAAAGGUGAGAGCUGGCCAAGUAAACAAACUUGUUGAGAUACAAGGUUUGGAAAUCUACUGUAAAACGUUUCAUGGAUCUGCUGAAGAUCUGUAUACCAACAAUGGUGAAGACUCCAUGUCAAUGGUUGCUGCAAGCUUUCAAAAUGAUGAACAUGUUCACUUGUUGUCCCCAGUGGAUGUUUCUGCUUCUCUUUCGGUGAACAGGUCUGGAAGGCUCGAGAAUAAUGCAGCACAAUACUCGGUUGAUAUCGAGUUAUCUGGCUUGGUUUUGUCCCUUGAUGAAGAUCAAUUGCAGCAAAUACUGUAUCUGUAUGAUUAUCUAUGCAUCUGUCGGCUAAGAGAGAAAUAUGGACGAUAUCGCCCUUGGGGGAUACCUAUAUCAGAUAGACCUUUGGGGUGGCAGAUACAAUGGUGGCAUUAUGCUCAGAACUCUGUGUUGUCUGAUGUUCGUAAAAGAAUGAAGAAAACUUCAUGGAAAUACCUAGGAGAACGUCUAGGCAGAAAAAGACGAUAUGUUAAGUUGUACAAGUUGAAACUGGAAUGUCUUCGAAAAGAGCAGCCUCUGGAUGAUGAAAUUGUUUUGGAGUUAGACCAAAUGGAGAAAGUAUCUGAUAUAGAAGAUAUCUUGAGUUACAGGUCUGCUGCUGAACAUGAGCUUCAGGAGUUCUUGGUGGAUUCAGCUUCUGGUUUUGGAAAUAGUGAAGCAAAUACUACCAUUGACAAGUCAAUGGAUGAUGACCAAACAUCUGGAAAACCACAAGGAUGGUUGAAGUGGCUUUCCCGUGGUAUGUUGGGGGCUGGAGGUACAGAUGAUUCCAGCCAGUUUUCUGGUGUUGUUUCAGAUGAAGUAAUUAAGGACAUUUAUGAGGCAACAAAGUUUCAUCCUGCACCUUCCCCUGUUCUUGAUGCUGCUGGAAGUGAUAGACUUCUUUUGUCCUCCAUUAAAUGCUCUAUACAUCAAAUUUCUGCAACUCUGCGCAAUAAGGAUCUGGAUUGUGCUAUUGGUGAACUGGUUUUUGAGGAGAAUCUUGUGGAGUGCAUGAUUUGGGAGGAAUCUGCUGUUGUUACUGCAUCAAUCAAUGGUGUUGAGAUGAUUAAUUCAUUAAACAAGCAAGUCGUUUUACGUGUGAAAAGGGCCAUCUCUGAGGAGAAUUUUAUUCAAGUGGAGAAGCCGGCUCUAAAUAUCCAAGCUUACAUACCACAAGCAAAUCGUGAGGGUGACUUGACAUUGAAGGUUUUGCUUGAGCCGAUUGAAAUGACAUGUGAUCCAACAUAUCUUGUUAAUUUUGUGGAGUUAUAUACUGUGUUGGCUUCCUUUCAAUCUCAUGAAGGAAGGGUCCUAAACUCGCUUAAUGGGAUAAAAGACAUGAAGUCACGUCUAAUAUCGAAAGCCGAAUACAUGUUGUCAGGUCGGAAGAGAAUGAUGUGGGAUAUUAGUUUAAUAAACAUCAAGAUAAUUAUUCCCUGGGAGAAUGGGAAGUCAGAGAUACAUAAAUUGGUACUUGGAUCAACAGCUGUCACCUUUUCAUCCAAGCAUGAUGUUAACUGUUUUGCACCAGAUAUCAACGUACCUUCUCAAUUCAUGAGGAAUUUAAUAGAUGACAAUUCUUCAAGUGAGCUUCUAGAAGGAACUCAGAUUCAAGAUCUGUAUGAUCUCUUGGAAAUUAAAUUAGUCGACUUCCAGAUAAACUUGUUUGUGCCAUUCUAUCCUCAUUAUUUUCCUAUUCUGGAAAACCUCAAUGCUUCUUCUGCUUUAGCAUUGUGCAUUGUUCAGGAUGAAUCAUUACUGAAAGCAAUGGAGGUUUAUGUAGUGGUGGCACCUUUUUUGGGACACGUGUCACCAUCAAUACUUGGUUCAGUUUUGAAACUAGUUGAAACCAUCGACAUGCUCCAUCAUGCUUCACACCUGGGCACCAUGUCAGAAUCAAAUAAACCAAACAACUUUAGCAGUGUCUCUGUUGUUGCCAAUUUGGAGUCUGGUAGCUUCAUUGUUGACCUUGAAAAUAGCUUAGAGGAAAGCUGCACAUUAACUGUUUCUCUUCAGGACUUGGAUAUGAGAUUGAUUACUAUGAAACACACACAAUCUAUCUGGAUAUGUACACGGGCUUUUAAAGUAACGACUCGUUUGUUGAAAAAUAGCGAUGACAUGGACCUUAUAAAUGUUUCACCUAAUGGGUUAAGCCAACUUAAUAAUGGGUGCCUCAUGUUACAUUAUGAUGGUGAUUUGAGCAUAUGGUUGACAGAUCUUGAUCUUCAUUGCUAUCCACAUAUUAUUGGAUUGCUGAUUGAAUUUUUCGAUAAGCUACCAGAAUAUAGCCCUUCACAUUCACAUGAUGACAAAAAUCAAGAAUUUGUGGGAAGUAACAGUAUAAGUAACAGUAACAGUGUCCUCUCAGAUCUCUUCUUAGCCUCGAGAGUUCACUUAUUAACAUCAAUCCAGACUGGAAGAAGAAGCAUUAGACUACACCUGCAUGACUCUUCAUCCAUUGUUGCAUCUUUUACACUUCCUACUGCUAAAUCUUCUAUUUCCAUCCAUGAAAGCUGUCUGGAUGUGUUGUUUUCAACUGAGGGAUUGAGCCUUUCAUCACAAUGGUUUCCUCAGACUCUACAAGACUCUCUGUGGGGCCCUGCUUCACUCAAUCUUUCACCCGUUAUCAACAUUCGAGUGAGAAAAGGGAAUCAUGGAAUGGAACUAGAUUUUAGUAUUCAGAAUGUUUCAUGCAUGUUGCCAACUGAAUUUCUAGCUGUACUCAUUGGUUACUUCUCAAUGCCUGAUUGGAACUCGAAUGCAAAAGAGUCAUCUGGUAUCGAUUAUUCCAAGGACACAGAUAGCUUUCCUUUCACUUACAAUUACAAGUUUGAGAUAUUGGACUCUGUUUUGUUUACACCUGUGGCUAAUGCUGAUUACCAGUUUCUAAAGCUUAAUAUUCCACAGCUCUACUUCACUUUUAUUGAGAAUAGUGAUUCAGACAUUCUAUUAAAAGAAAUCCCUUUGGAGUGUUCUGUUCCACCUGGAUUUAUUGGAGAUCAAAAUUAUUGUCUAAAUGUAUUUGGGAGGGAUUUAUCUCUACAUCAUAUUCUUUGGAAAGACAAUGCUUCUGAAGUGACAAGUGUCAGCAUAAUUGCUCCUUUUAGUGGCGAUAUAUGGAUCACAAUACCAUAUGGAUCUGAUUCUCCUUCUGCAACAUGUAUGAUGUCAAAGGUUAAUAAAUGUCAAUUUAUUGUCCAAGGAAGUGAAGUACUUGGCUGCUUUGAUGCAUUGCUAGAUGUCAUUGACCAGUUCACAUCUGUUGAAAAUCUAUCCAUGUGUUUUACUUCUGAUGUUUCAGAGUUUCUCAAGUCAAAAGACAGUUUUAAAGAAAAUAAUGUGCUUCAAGUUCCUAUUGAACCUUCAAGUGUCAGCUUCACAGAAAUCAGAUGCUCUGUUCAAUCCAUGUCAGUAGAACUCUACUCUGACAAGAUACAAUUGAAUGCUAACGAACAUAUCGCCAAAACUGACAUGAAAUUCACAUGUUCAGUAUCAUUAAAAAACGAAAAGCCUCUUUCUCUUGAUGUAUCAUUCACUUGUUUGACACUUUCUUCAAUGCUUACCUCUGUUGUCUUACUGGAAUGCACAUCUUGUACCAAAAAAGUACCAGUUCUUUACAUGAAACUCUUGAUGUCAGAUGAAGGUGAAAACCAUCUUCGAUUCUCCCUUCCUUGUGUCAGCAUUUGGUUAUUUUUGCCUGAAUGGAGUCAAGUUGUUGACCUUGUCAAUUCUUGCUAUGAAAAUCUUCCCAAAACUGCAAUCCAGAAUGAGGAACCAGAAAAAUCCAUUUCAGAGCCAGUUUCUCGUGUUGAUACUGCAGAAAACUCGCCUCAAUCUAUCAGCGUCUCCAGUUUUUUAUCUCCAGAAGAUCGGUUUUCAUUAACUGUGAAGUCGGAUCAUAUUGGUAUAAAAAUCCGUGUUCCUGUUCAGGUUUCUGGAGAAGCAUUUAAAUAUUUUGGAGCACCUCAAGUUCGAGAGCAGAAUUCCUUUGUUGGAAGAGAUGAUGGAAGUUUUCUAUAUAUUUAUUUGCAAAGUAGGUGCACUGAGGCGAACAUCGAUGGCGAAAAAGUAAAAUUGAAGUCCAAUCUGGGCAAAGCAAUGGGAACAGUUGAACUAUUUCAGAACAAGAGUGUCCAUUCUUGGCCCCUUUUUCAGUUAUUGGAAAUUGAUAUAGAAGCCGAAGCUGGUAAUGAUGAUAUGGAUCUCAUGCAUUUGAAGACAGAGGUUCACUGUGAUAAUCUAGAUGUUUGGCUUUCACAUCACACAUUUUACUUGUGGCCAACAACGCCAGAAGAUUCCGGAUCUUCUCAGCUUUCAGUUGGCAGUGUAAAUUUCAGAUUUCACUUACGAAAGGUUUCCAUUCUUUUGACAGAUGAAAAGUGGAGCUCCAAUGGUCCUCUACUAGAGAUUCUUAUGGGAAGCUUGUUGUUUCAUGGUGUCAUUACUGCAAAUGUGAUGGAAGGAUGGGUUGAUAGUGAGCUUCAAGUGAACUACAAUAACAUUCAUAAGGUGUUAUGGGAGCCUUUCCUUGAACCCUGGAAGUUCCAAGUAAGCUUAAGAAGAGAGCAAGGAAAAAGCGCCCUCCAAAACAGCCCAGUCAUGACAGAUGUUCAUCUCGAGUCAACAAUGAAUCUCAAUAUCAAUGUUACAGAAUCCUUCAUUGAGGUUGCUUUCAGAACAUUUGAUAUGGUUACGGAUGCUUGGGAUCUCAUGAGUCUGAAUGUUUUUCCUGAAAACUCACGAUUAACAGCAGCAGCUCACACCAGUGAAAAUACAAAUACACUAGCCAGCAGAUACGCCCCUUACACACUCGAAAACUUAACUUCACUCCCUCUAGUGUUUUACAUUUCCAAAGCUGAUGGUUUCAAUAUAUUGAAAGAUGGAAAAUACGUGCAGCCUGGUUCUUCAUAUCCAGUGUACAUUGAUGAUAAUACAGAUGAACAAACCUUUGGCUUUAAACCUAGCCAUUCAACUGACAAUCUAGGAGACAAAAAAUUCGCUGAUGCACAGCAUCAUUUUAUAGUUAUUCAGCUUGAAGGAACUUCCACUUUGUCAGCUCCUGUUUCUAUCGAUCUUGUUGGUGUUAGCUUCUUUGAGGUGGAUUUUUCCAAUUCAGUUGACAAUUCCAGGGAUACUUCUAAAGGUGUCAAUAGUGGCUAUGUUGUUCCUGUAGUAAUUGAUGUUUCAGUUCAACGAUACACAAAGUUAGUCCGAUUAUACUCAACAGUCAUACUCACAAAUGCAACAACAAUGCCAUUUGAAGUCAGAUUCGAUAUCCCAUUUGGUGUAUCUCCCAAGAUUCUGGACCCUGUAUAUCCAGGACACCAGUUUCCUCUUCCUCUACAUUUAGCAGAAUCAGGUCGGAUAAGAUGGCGUCCAUUAGGGAACACUUACCUAUGGAGUGAAGCUUAUAGCAUUUCCAAUAUUCUUUCUAAUGAAAGUAAGAUUGGACAUUUGAGGUCAUUUGUCUGCUACCCUUCUCUUCCAAGUAGUCAUCCUUUUCGUUGCUGUGUGUCUGUGCAUGAUGUGUGUUUGCCUUCUGCUGGGACUGGGAGGGUAAACAAGGGAUCAAAUUUAUAUAUUCAUGAUGCUAUUGCUGACAAGAUUGAGAACCAGGAUCAGUCAAAUAAGAGGUGCAUUCACCUGAUUACAUUAAGUAAUCCUUUAAUAGUGAAAAAUUAUUUACCAGUUCAAGUAUCUGUCAUGAUUGAGAGUGGUGGAGUUUCACGUAGCAUGCUGCUUUCAGAGGUUGAAACUUCUUUUUAUCACAUUGAUUCUUCACAUGAUCUUUCGUUAACUUUUGAUAUACGUGGCUUUAGACCUUCUGUUCUGAAGUUCCCACGCGCAGAAAAGUUCAGUGAAAUUGCUAAAUUUAGUGGAACAAAGUUUUCUUCUUCAGAAUCCAUUAACUUCACUGCUGACAUUUCUAAAGGUCCAUUAUAUGUGACAAUGGAAAAGGUGAUGGAUGCAUUCUCUGGGGCUCGUGAAAUCUGCAUAUUUGUUCCCUUCUUAUUGUACAACUGCUGUGGCUUUCCCCUCACGAUUGCAAACUCAACUAAUGAUCUGACAAUGCGCGACACCUUGCCUUCCUGUUAUGAUUUAGAUGAAGAGGACCCGUUUUUGGGCAAAAAAGAUGGUCUGAGCCUUUUGUCUGCAAACCAAAUCUUAAACAAUGAUGGUAUGACUAUGAGGAGGUUUCCCCUAAACAAUAACCUUGUUUCCACUAGAAAGGAAUCUUUCAGUUCAUCUAAGAAGAAUAUUAGCACACAAUAUGAUGAGGAAAAAAGCUUAGUUUCAAACAACCAACAGAUUGACUUGGAUGAAACGAGUCGCAAAAAAGUCAACUUUCGCAUGUAUUCUCCUGACCCUAAUAUUGCUUCAAGUGAGAUCAUGGUGAGAGUUAGUCGGUCCCACUCUGACUCUGAUGUGGCAAGUACCUCAAACUACACGUGGUCUAGUGAAUUCUUCCUUGUCCCACCAACCGGUUCAACUACAGUCCUUGUCCCCCGAUCAUCAGCCAAUUCUUCAUAUGUAAUAUCUGUUGCAUCUAGUGCUAUUUCUGGGCCAUAUUCUGGAAGAACAAGGAUUAUCAAUUUUCAGCCUAGAUAUGUUAUUAGUAAUGCAUGCAGUAAGGACUUGUGUUACAGGCAGAAAGGGUCCGACUUUAUAUACCAUUUGAAGGUGGGACAACACUCCCAUAUUCAUUGGACAGACAUAACAAGGGAAUUACUGGUCUCUGCUCGUUUUGAUGAGCCUGGAUGGCAGUGGUCAGGGUGUUUCUUUCCGGAACAUUUAGGUGAUACACAAUUGAAAAUGCGAAACCAUGUUACUGGUGCUGUAAGUAUGGUUCGUGUAGAGGUUCAAAAUGCUGACGAUGCAAUCAGAGAUGACAAGAUUGUUGGGAAUCCACAUGGAGAUUCUGGGACCAAUUUGAUUCUUUUAUCUGAUGAUGAUACCGGAUUUAUGCCUUACAGGAUUGAUAAUUUCUCAAAGGAGAGACUACGUAUUUAUCAACAAAAAUGUGAAGCUUUUGAGACUGUUAUACAUUCCUACACAUCUUGCCCUUAUGCAUGGGAUGAACCUUCUUACCCACAUCGUCUAACUGUUGAGGUGUUUGCUGAGAGGGUAGUAGGAUCUUAUACUCUUGAUGAUGCCAAAGAGUACAAACCUGUGGUUUUACCUUCAACAUCUGAGAAACCUGAGAGAAGGUUGUUAAUAUCUGUCCAUGCUGAAGGUGCAUUGAAGGUUCUCAGCAUCAUUGAUUCUAGUUAUCAUAUCUUUGAUGAUAUAAAAAUCUCGCGAUCUCCUAGGUUAACUGAUAAAAGAGAAGAUGACCAAAAGCAAGAAAGUUGUGUUCUUUACAAAGAAAGAUUAUCAGUUUCCAUUCCCUUCAUUGGAAUUUCUGUUAUGAGUUCUCAACCACAGGAGUUACUUUUUGCAUGUGCAAGGAACACAAGCAUUGAUCUAGUUCAAAGUUUGGAUCAGCAAAAGUUUUCCUUGAAAAUUUUUGCUUUGCAGAUUGAUAACCAACUACCAACCACACCUUACCCUGUUAUUUUAUCUUUUGAUCAUGAGUAUAAACAAAUGGGGACCUCUCAAAUCAAAAGUAAAGAUGCUUCAUGUGAGCCUGUGUUCUCAUUGGCUGCAGCAAAAUGGAGGAAUAAAGAUAGAGCUUUGCUUUCGUUUGAGCAUAUAAACUUAAAAAUGACAGAUUUUCAUCUUGAGCUUGAGCAAGAUGUGAUUUUAAGUCUGUUUGACUUGUUUAAGGCAGUAUCCUCAAGGUUCCAUAGCAGAGGAAUGCCACAUAUGGAUUCAGUCCUGCUGCCUCUUUCCUCAAACUUGAGUGUUAAUAAUAAGAAGAGUAAAUUUUCAGAGACUGAAAAGGCAGAAGGUGGGGAUCUUGUUAACAAUGAAAGCUUCCCUUUAUUACCAUCGAUAGUGCCAAUUGGUGCACCUUGGCAGAAAAUAUAUCUCCUUGCAAGAAAACAGAAGAAAAUAUACGUUGAACUGCUUGAAGUGGCCCCCAUCACUUUGACCCUAAGCUUUUCCAGCAGUCCGUGGAUGCUAAGGAAUGGAAUACUUACAUCAGGAGAAUUUCUUAUCCAUAGAGGUCUAAUGGCUCUUGCUGACGUGGAGGGAGCACGGAUUCAUCUGAGGCGGUUAACAAUUUCUCAUCAGCUGGCUAGCUUGGAAUCCAUACGAGAGAUCUUGAUCAUACAUUACACACGCCAACUUCUUCAUGAAAUGUACAAGGUUUUUGGGUCUGCUGGUGUAAUAGGAAAUCCCAUGGGUUUCGCAAGGAGUGUGGGAGUUGGCAUCAAAGAUUUCCUCUCAGUUCCAGCCAGAAGCUUUAUGAAGAGUCCAGCAGGACUCAUCACAGGCAUGGCACAGGGAACUACUAGUCUUCUUAGUAAUACAGUUUAUGCCAUAAGUGAUGCUGCCACCCAAGUCAGUAGAGCAGCGCAUAAGGGUAUUGUUGCCUUUACAAUGGACGACGACCCAUCUGCAUCAGAAAUGGAAAGGCAAUUAAAAAAGGGGAUGUCGUCUCAUGGCAAAGGUGUAAUAAAUGAAGUUUUGGAAGGGCUGACUGGUCUUCUCCAAUCGCCAAUAAGAGGAGCUGAAAAACACGGGCUUCCAGGAGUCCUCUCAGGUAUAGCCCUGGGAGUAACCGGACUAGUGGCAAGGCCGGCUGCAAGCAUUCUGGAAGUAACAGAAAAAACCGCACGCAGCAUACGAAACCGAAGCAAACUCUACCACAUGGGGUCCCAACGCCUCCGAGUCCGUCUCCCAAGACCAUUAUCCCCAAACCACCCCUUAAAACCCUACUCAUGGGAACAAUCCAUCGGCAUCUCCGUAAUCAUCAAUUCUGACAACACCUUAAAUGACGAAACCCUAGUCCUCUCCAAAUCCCUAAAACAUGGGGGUAAAUUUGUAAUUAUCACCCAACGACUUAUUCUAAUCGUCACCUCCGCCAGUCUCGUAAAUUUAGGUAAACCGGAGUUUAAAGGUGUCCCGGCGGAUCCCGAUUGGGUGAUUGAAGCGGAGAUAAGGUUGGACAGUGUGAUUCAUGUGGAUGUUGAUGAGGAGGUGGUGCAUAUUGUUGGGAGUAGUUCGGAUGUGGUGGUCAGACAAAAUGUCAACCGGGGUGGUGGUGGUGGGAAGCAGCGGUGGUAUAACCCACCGACACCGUUGCCGCUGUUUCAGACGAAUUUGGAGUGUUUGGGGAAGGAGGAGGCGGGGGAGUUGUUGAAGGUGUUGUUGGUGACGAUUGAGAAAGGUAAGGAGAGAGGGUGGGGGUGUGUCCAUCGUUUGCAUCAGAGUAGUGUUAGGUGAUACCCUUGUAUAUUUGUUGUAGAUUUUAGGUUAAAGAUGGAAAAAUCAUAAAAGCUAACAUUAGGAGAAAUAUUAUAUACGGAAAAAAGGAAACAACUGAUUUUAAUUUUUUUUUAGCAGGUGUUAUCAUUGUAUUUUAUCAUGGUAGAUCAAUUAUCUAUGAUAAGGGGGGUUGAAGUGAAUUUAUUAUUAUUAUUAUUAUUUUUUA
Lactuca saligna is the source of this 10338-nucleotide messenger RNA. Lineage: Eukaryota; Viridiplantae; Streptophyta; Magnoliopsida; Asterales; Asteraceae. The record is from the annotation of a GenBank genome assembly.